Aedes albopictus (Asian tiger mosquito) is the source of this 1639-nucleotide messenger RNA. Its product is annotated as exonuclease mut-7 homolog. Lineage: Eukaryota; Metazoa; Arthropoda; Insecta; Diptera; Culicidae. The coding region runs from base 721 to 1116 and encodes 131 amino acids. Gene Ontology annotation, biological process: nucleobase-containing compound metabolic process. Gene Ontology annotation, molecular function: 3'-5' exonuclease activity; nucleic acid binding. The record is from RefSeq and is a predicted model, not a curated record. The transcript has 3 exons.
CAUCAAAAAUCGUCGACGUCCAAAUCGUCGACUUGUAUCGUUUUUAUCGACUAUCGUUCAAUUCCGACUAGUUGCAUUAGUAUUAGUGACAACAAGUUUUUGAUAUAAUCCAAAACAAAACGAUCAUUCGCGCAUGAAACUGAAGCAUCGUUCUAGCUCAGUUUCAAUAGUAAUAAGCUAGGUAGUAAGUAUUAAAAAUACGCGAUUUCAAAUAAUAUUAUUUCUUACAAAUUAAUCUUGUCCGUGGUAGGAUAACAAUAAAUCCGAUUUUUCCACACUGCUGAUCGUGAUGCCAGCGGAGAGUUCGGAAGGUAAAUACUUCGAUGAAUCAAGAUUGUACCGCACGGGCUGGCAUUAGUCUCAUCGACGGACAAGAUUUCCGCUAGUGAUAAUAUGGUGCGGCACUGGAAACGGACCGAAAACUACUGUGUCCUUGUUCGAAUUCUAACGAUCAACCGGAGGCAGUCAAAUGGGGCUCCCGUUAUCAGCACAAACAAAGCGAACAUUCCCUGUUCGUGCAGGAUUUACAUCUUAGAGCAUAAAGGAAACCAGCAGCAACCCCGGCCAGACAUCGAUAAUCAAGAGAGACGCCCAGAGAGUGAACCCGCGCAUAAACUCCGGCACGACGAAUUCCAUGUUCAUCUGGGACACUUAUGGAGGGCAAAAUCUCGCCAUGCGAUCGGAUCUCAACGGGCAGUCGGUGGUUGCGUUGGAUUCUGAAUGGGAGCCGACCUUUGCCUGUGCAAAGAAGUUUCCUUCAUUCAGCUGGCCACGUGGGACGAUGUGUACAUGAUCGAUGUGCUGGUAAGCCAUCUGGAGCCGUCGGAUUGGGCUGCCUUAGUGCUUCAAAAAGUUGCCGAUUCAAUUGCAUCCGUUAUCCUUAACAUGAGAAAUCUGUUCAUCCAAAUUUCGCCAACCUGGUCCAGUUGUGUAGGCAAAAAGUUGAACAAGUCCAAUCUGUUCUCAAACUGGACCCAGCGACCACUGCGCAAUGAGCAGCUCCGCUAUGCUGUCCUGAACGGCUUCUGCCUGCUUGAGAUCUACAAGGCCAUAGAAAGUCAGCUGCCCCAUAUCCAAGAGCAUAACCAACGUGAUUCUAAACGUUUUGCUGAAUAAUAUCCGAUCGAACGAUGAUCGCUCCCCGAGGAGGGCCGGUAGACCUCAGGAUAACUCUUCUCGUUACCGACGCAACCAUCGUGAUAGGCACAACAAACGACACACCCUUGGUGGUGGGGACACCAAUAACCAAAAUUCUUCUCGGAACUACAAAUGUCAUCAUUCAUCCCACCAAAAUUGUUCCAAGGCAAAAGGUGUGGUUCUCGGGAGCAGCAGUCAUUCACUGGCGUCUGGCCCCAAUAUAAAAUCAGUACCUACUCUAAGUGCCAGUGAGAUCUACACAAAGUAACCCCAGUUGUACAGCUAGGUAUGUUCAUGAAAAUAACAGUGAAAGCCGAUUUCUACACAAAAUGGUUGAAUUUGAGGUGCUGUCACUUUGUUUGUUCUCAUGAGAUCGGUGGAGCUAAAAAUUGACUUCAAAUAUGAUGAAUUUUGUUAUAGCAAAAUUUUAAAUUUUUCAAAGCAUGUGAAAAAAAUAUGUGAAAUUAUUCAAAAUAAAAGGGGUUGUUUUAUAUUUAUUAGA